AUGGACGGCUGGGACGACGACGACGACGACGCGUUCGUUUUGGCGAAUGUCGACGUUGACGCCGUCGCGCGUCGCGCGCUGGCGUCCAGGCUGAACGAUGGCGACGCGAACGACGCGGUGCGAACGCGAAAGUCGAUGGGGGAUAAAAAUGCGAUCGCGGUGCGGCGCGGUGGCGACUUGAGCGGGAGAAAAGAGAAUUUAGAUGACGUUCCGCUGCGCGCGCGCGCCGAGUUCGCAAAGUCGCGCGACGAAGCGAAGAAAACGGGCGACGGUGGACAGUUGACGGUGACAUCGAUGUUUGCGGCGGCGGUGGGAACGCGGGCGGCGCCAACGACGGUGAUGGGGGAGAUACAGGAGCGCGUGAAGUCGGGCGCGCGGGCGUCGGCGGCGAAUCAAGGCGCACCCACGGGAGAGGAUCGAGGCGGUUGGAAGCGAAAGCGACCGGAGCAGGAGCGGGGGAAGCGCAAGCAUCAGGGGACUUUACCGAAGGAACUCAUGAUACGGAAGUCGAACGAUGCGAAGGAGUUGGAGGCGUUACGAACAAACCUGCCUCCGGAUGCCUUGGGCGCGCGAGACGCCGCCGGACUGACGAUGUGUCCAACCGCGGGUGGUCCGGAAGGUUUGCCCAUGGACCCGGAGGCUAUACAGACGUAUGUCUAUCCAGCGCAGAUAGCUCGGAGAGAGUAUCAGUACGAAAUCACGCGAAACGCGUUGUUGACGAACUCGCUCGUGUGUCUACCGACAGGUCUGGGGAAGACGCUCAUCGCCGCGGUGGUCAUGUUCAAUUAUUACAGAUGGUUUCCAACCGGGAAGAUCAUCUUUAUGGCCCCAACGCGACCGCUUGUCGAUCAACAGAUGGCGGCAUGUCACGGAAUGCUGGGCAUUCCGAGGGAAGAUACCGUCGUGCUCAUGGGAACGACGAAGAAGGAUGAGAGCGGGUCGCGGAGAGAUUUUUGGCAACAGAAGCGUGUCUUCUUUUGCACUCCACACACGGUUCACAAUGAUCUAGAAAAUGGUGAUUUGGAUGCGAAUCAAGUUGUCUGCGUCGUCGUCGAUGAGGCGCAUCACGCCAGAGGGCAAUACGCCUCCGCGGAGGUGCUUCGUGUGCUAACGGAGCAAAAAGUUAGAUUUCGUCUUUUGGCGCUCACUGCGACGCCUGGGCAAGGUCUAGAGGAAGUUCAGGCGGUGGUGAAGACUUUGCGGAUCGGGCGCAUCGAUUUUAGGAGCGAUCAAGACCCGGACGUUUCUAGAUACACACACAAACGUGAGAUGAUCGUUGAGAAGGUCAAACCCGACCAGGCGAUGUCUCAUGUGCAAGACAUGUUGUGCGAUUUACUGCGACCGUACUGCGCCAAGCUCGCCAGCAUGGGCGCACUCGGUGAGAACUCUUAUCGUAUGCAGCAAUUUAUCAACAACAGAGCCACGCAUGGCGCGUCACGAAUAGAGCCUCCAGCUUGGUUCACGCUUCAUUCUGCACGACGAGAUUUGUCCCACAACCAGAACGUUCGCGCCAAAGGAUCGGCGUACGCCAUGCUCGAAGCAGCCAUGGAGCUCAGCAAGGCGUACGAUUUAUUGUUAAAACUCGGCGCUAAAGAUGCGUACGAAUACUGCGAGAGACGCGGCGCAGAAAAGCAGUCGACGCUGAUUCAUCGCACCGAUCAGGUAUCCAGGGAAGUCGUUGAUUUGCUUCGUUCAAUGUCGUGCAAUGGCGCGCAUCAUUCACCAAAACUCGACAGGCUAACGUCCAUUCUGAAGCAUCAUUUCAAGGAAUCUACGGCAGAUACCCGCGUUAUUAUCUUCACCUCGUACAGAACGAGUGUUAAAGACAUCGUGCGCGCUCUUCGCGACGUUCCAGCCGGAGCAGACACCGCUUGUAAGAUCAAAGUUGCGGAGUUUGUUGGCCAAGGCGAUACAGCAGCUGGGAAGAAGCGUGGAGGCGUCGGUGGGGCCGGAGGCGACGAUCGAGGUACAAAGGGGCAGACACAAAAAGAACAAAAGCAAACACUCGUGGACUUUAGAGCGGGGACGCUAAAUACACUCGUGGCGACGUCCAUCGGAGAAGAGGGGUUGGACAUUCCGAGUGUCGAUUUGAUAGUCUUUUUUGACGUCGUCGAUAUCAUCAGGGCCAUUCAACGCAUGGGUCGCACCGGUCGUGCGCGGGACGGUAAAGUCGUCAUUCUUGCCACAGAAGGCAAAGAGUUCUCAAAGUAUACCAGUGAGCAGAAGAAGUAUGAGACAUUGAUGUACUGCCUUCGAGUUCCUGGGAACCACUUCCAACUCGACAAGAACUGCCCACGAAUCAUUCCGGAAGGUGUGACGCCAGUGUGUCAACUCAUGAUGAUCGAUCCAUCGCCCGCUGAAAAGCGAACAAAAUCGAAAAUUAAGCGAGAUGAGAAAACGAAGAAACCACGUGGGAUCAAGGCAAUCUUGAACGCCGCGAAAAAGUUAAAGGAUGCUCCUCUUGAUCCAGCGAGUAGAGCUAUACUGUACGCUUACGAGUACGAAGGCAAUGCACUGAGUGAGUUGGACCUCACGUCGGCAACCAUUUUCCUGUCGCGACCUGAUCCUGUCUACGGUGUCGAACACAGUCAGCUAUCACGAGCGUUUAUAGGAGUGAUGGCUGACUUGCAAGGGAUGGUACGCGUUGAUCCAGCCGGCGUGGCGCUCCCCGGCGGUCCGUGCGCGAGUCGACGAGCUCAAGGCCUGGUGCAAACUGCCGGACCAGAGCCAGCGGCAGAUCAUCAACGCCCGACACAAAUUCCAGAUGAUGGUGAUGCGCCUGGCGCGGCUGACGCAGUUUUCGGCGAUGAAGAUUUCGCCGACGACUGGCAGAACGAUUGGCAUAACUUUCCAGAAACAUCGCAGGAUGGUCCAAUGUACGAUGCUGUCAUCAAAACGAGUCAAGAAGUUCGGGAGGAAUUGACGCAGAUGAGCGAUCCCGUGCCGCGGCGUAUUUCCAUGCAUAGUGUCACGCCCAAGAAACGCUCGCUUUUCAAAGAAGCUCGUUAUUCUCCCGGCGUUCUCACUACUGAUGAAGAAACGCUGGCUGAGAGGCUCGAAAAGCGGCGUGCGAACGACGUUACAUUUGCAAACAAAAGCACGCCGAGCGAUGUAGAAGUACGAGACGAGGAAGAUCGCACAAUACGCGAUCGGGUUUCGAUGCCUCCCCCUCCACCUCGAAUGACACCCCAAAGCGAUGGCAAAGCGUCCGCAACGACACCGUCGACCGAUGGUGAGUUGAACUUCAAGCGGCACGUCAGUAAAGUCGGUCGACGAGUACUGAUGUCGCAGGAAAUUUCGCCGAUUGUGGGUGACGGUUGUAGGUCUUCGAACGGCACCUUUUGCGAUGUGGACGAUAAUGAAAUUCAAAUAGUGGAUGACGAGGAAGACAAUGGUGGCGAUGAUCCGAUUCAAACGCGUCGGCCUCAGCGCGCACGGGCGCUACCUAUUUUCAAUCUACAAAAGAGGAGGAAUAGAAGGAAUAACUUUAUAGAUGACGAGGCGGAAGCGAGUGAUGAAGACGACGACGGGGAAGGAGAGCUUAGCUCCGGUGAUGAAGCUUUCAUCGCAAAUACUCAGAUGGAUGACGCUGCGAAUCAUCCGGGCGCACAUUUUGACGAUGCAACACCGGAAGACGCACCGAGAGAUGACCAUGCGCGCCGCGAUGUGAUGUCGCGGAUGCAACUGGAGCACACGUUUGCUAUGUUUGGUCCGAGAGAACGACGGGCGGUGCAAGACACGCCAAGUCCGACGCAGCAGCGGAGUGAAGGCAACCGUUCGAUGAGCAAGUACGAUUCGAGCUUCAUCGACGAUGGUUCGGAUGAUAGCCCAGAGGCAGAGGAUUCCGUGAAACGACCAGUACGGUAUCCCAUGAGGGAUGUUGAUGAAGACAUCGUCGACGAGCCAGCUGUUCAAACCACCGAUGAAAUGUGGGAUACUUUUGACGAGCAUAUCGAGGAAUGGGGUGACGACGGAUGGGGCGGAGCGAGUCAACACGCGAGUGGGGCGGAUGGCGGUCGGGAUCACGCCGUUGCCGGCGACGAUGACGACGACUGGUAG
Messenger RNA from Ostreococcus tauri, 4059 nucleotides. RefSeq names its product Helicase, C-terminal. The transcript has a single exon. Gene Ontology annotation, biological process: interstrand cross-link repair; double-strand break repair via synthesis-dependent strand annealing; replication fork reversal. The coding region runs from base 1 to 4059 and encodes 1352 amino acids. Gene Ontology annotation, molecular function: hydrolase activity; four-way junction helicase activity; four-way junction DNA binding. The record is from RefSeq and is a predicted model, not a curated record. Lineage: Eukaryota; Viridiplantae; Chlorophyta; Mamiellophyceae; Mamiellales; Bathycoccaceae.